CCGGCCCGCCAGCCCUCCCUGUUGCAGCGCCCCGAAUUGAGCCAUGCUCGGCCGCCAGACUCCUUGCCGCCCCCUCCCCCUCGCCCCCCUCCUCCUCCUCCUCUUCCUGGCCUCCCCGGCCAGUCCGGGGCCCAAGGAGAGUGACUUCUACAACUUCAAGGUGGUCAAUAUCAGGGGCAAGUGGGUGUCCCUGGAGAAGUACCGCGGCUCGGUAUCACUCGUUGUCAAUGUGGCCAGUGAGUGUGGCUACACAGACCAGCAUUACCGAGCCCUUCAGCAGCUGCAGCGGGAACUGGGUCCACACCAUUUCAAUGUUCUGGCCUUUCCUUGCAACCAGUUUGGUCAGCAGGAGCCAGACACCAACAAGGAGAUUGAGAACUUUGCCCGGAAGACCUAUGGAGUCUCCUUCCCUAUGUUCAGCAAGAUCGCUGUCCGUGGUUCUGGGGCCAAUGCUGCCUUCAAGUAUCUUAUUGAAUCCUCCGGGGAAGAGCCAACUUGGAAUUUCUGGAAGUACCUAGUAGCUCCAAAUGGAAAAGUGGUGGGAGCCUGGGACCCAACUGUGUCAGUGGAGGAGAUUCGACCCAAGAUCCAUGAGCUCGUGGGGAAACUCAUCGUGGGGAAGAAGGAUGAGUUAUAAUCACUCCUGACUUUCUCCUUGAUUUCAAAAUGCCAAAUGUGAAUGCCAAAUGUGAAUGCCAAAAUUUUCCCACAGGUGCCUUUCAGGGAGAGAUUCCUCCUUUCUUGCUCUUCCAAUCAAAAAAAAGAAACAAAAAACCCUGGGGUUUUCAGUGAUAUUUUUCUACUUGUAAUCUAGACAGAGCCAAUAAGAACCUGAGACCAAUAAGAACUCAGUGGCUUAUAAGAAUUUGUGGCUACUAAUAUCUCAGAAUCUCUUCCAACUUUAUUGGGACCAAUAAACACUCAGCAGCCUAUAAGAACUUGUGACAAAUAAGGUCUCAUCAGCCUAUAAGAACUUGUGGCCAAUAAGAACCCAACAGCCAAUAAGACUUGAGACCAACAAGAGCUCAGUAUCCUAAAAGAGUUCAACAUCCAGUAAGAACUUGUAGCCAAUAAGAAUUUUUCAUCAACCCGUAAGAAGUUGUGGCUACUGAGAUCUUAAUAAUUAAUAAAAACUUGGAGUCAAUAAGGAUUCAGCAGCCUUUAAGAACUUCUGGCCAAUCAGAGGUCAAGAGGUAAUAAAUAGUUGUAACCCACAAGAAUUCCUCAUCAGCCUAUGAGAACUUGCAGCUAUUAAGCUCUGAGUAACCAGUAAGAACCUGAGGUCAAUAAAUGCUCAUCAACCUAUGAGAACUUGUGGUUAGUAAGAUCCCAGUAACCAGCAAAACUUGUGCCCAAUAAGAAAUCCUCAUAACCUAUAAAAACUACUGGCUAUUAAGGUCCCAGUAACUAAUAAAAACAGGGGCCCAAUAAGGACUCAGCAACAAGAAAUGAUAAGAUCUAAGUAGCCAGUAAUAACUCAUGGGCAAUAAGGGACUUAUAAAUAAAAAAGAAUUUAUAGCCAAUAACCCAUCAAACCUCACUAGCCAAUGAGAACUGUAGUCUAUAGAAACUCGAAAUCAAAAAGAACUAACCAACUAGUCAAAAUUCCCUGCCAUUUAGAAGCUACCAACCGACUUCAAAAUGUCUGUGUGAGCAGGUCUGGGAGUAAGUGCCAGAGAGUGGGGAAGAAAGGUCGGAAGACCUUAGUGCCUGUGGGAGGAGAAGAGAAAGUGAAAAGGAGGGGGUGAAGGACCCUGGUGAAUAACAAGUAUUGAAGCCCCAGGAUGAUUCCCACUACUAAGACGACCAAACUGGAAUUAAGGAAGCCUGGUGCUAGUCCCAGUUAUGGGACAGGCACAACUUCACGCUAGGAUCUGGCAUAAGCUGCCUCCUUCUCUAGACUUCAUUUUCCCCACUUAUAAAGUGGGGCCUGGUUGAACUAGAUGGUGUCUGAUAUUCCUUCUACUCCUGAUAUCCCAGGGAUCCUUGAUGGUCCUUCCUUACUAUGCUCUACCAUGGGGUCCUUGUGACUCUGAAACCAACCUCCCUUGCUGAUCACAGCUCUCUUCAAGCAGGGCACAGGAAGUAGGGUAAGGAGCUUUCUGACACACUUGGAGUCCAACUCAGGAUGCCCCACGUACUAUUCACAGCAUGUUAUACUGGGGGGUGGGACCCUGAAGACCAUGUAGUUCAAGCCCCUCAGAACCUCCUUAGAACUUCUGGGCUGGAAGGACCCUAGAGACCAUCAGAAACUAAAUAAAAGUCACUACCAUUGA
This is a messenger RNA of Dromiciops gliroides (monito del monte), 2276 nucleotides long. It is a transcript of the gene GPX7, whose product is annotated as glutathione peroxidase 7. The record is from RefSeq and is a predicted model, not a curated record. NCBI's taxonomy places the organism in Eukaryota, Metazoa, Chordata, Mammalia, Microbiotheria, Microbiotheriidae. The transcript is spliced from 3 exons. Gene Ontology annotation, biological process: response to oxidative stress. The coding region runs from base 44 to 637 and encodes 197 amino acids. Gene Ontology annotation, molecular function: glutathione peroxidase activity.